Bipolaris maydis ATCC 48331 is the source of this 1010-nucleotide messenger RNA. RefSeq lists its product as uncharacterized. The record is from RefSeq and is a predicted model, not a curated record. Lineage: Eukaryota; Fungi; Ascomycota; Dothideomycetes; Pleosporales; Pleosporaceae. Gene Ontology annotation, cellular component: plasma membrane; cell cortex; membrane raft. Gene Ontology annotation, biological process: cortical actin cytoskeleton organization; fungal-type cell wall organization; endocytosis.
ACAUGUUCGCUGUUCAUCUCCAGUAAUAAUAUAGGCCCUUGUGCAACCCUGUCAACCAUUGCUGGCACUGUCCUCUCUGUCACAGCUCUACAGUUGGAUAUCCUCCUCUUCCACCAUGGCAGGCCCGGCUAGACCCUUGCUCGCCAUUGCUUCGCUGGUCCUCGUUGCUGCUGGCCUUCUCUUCCAGUUCUUGACCAUCCUGACUGGCGGCGUCAACAAGUCCCCUCUCGACAGGUUCUACUUCCUCGAAGCCUCCACAAACGGCAUCCCCAACGCCCGCAACCCCUCUCGAUGGACGUUCUUUGCCAUUUGCGGUGAAAACCCAAGCAAUGGACGCAAUGCAAACUGUGGCUCGCCUGUUCCUGCUCUUCCCUUCGACCCACCAAGGAACUUUGGCACAGAGCAAAACAUUCCUGAUGCAUUCCUCGGCACGAAGCAUCGUCUUGGAGGAUACCUGUCAUCUCUUAUGACCUCCAUUGCCCUCUUCUUCCAAGCCCUCGCUGCUGCUCUCAUGACCGCAUGGGUUGUCAAAGGUCGCGAUGGGUUCCGGUCCGCCGGCUUCGAAGCCCGUAUCGGCCGUUACCUUAUGGGAUUUACGUGGGCUGCUGUAGCUUGUUUCUUCUUAGCUACCGUCAUGUUCUGCCUCGGUGGCCAUCUUGGUGGUGACAGCUCUUCGAGGAUGCGCCGCAACCGUUCCACAAAGUCAACCCGCAGCCGCGGAAGUUUUUUAGACACUGAUUCCCAGCGCAGGGUCAAGAGCGACUACUCUGUAUAGACCAAGAACUAAUGAGGAGGGAGACAGGACCCCGAGGUGUUGUCCUGCAGCAACUGUCUUUUCUGCAACGAUAUCCACGAUUUAAUUCAAUAUACAUGUACAAGUAUAGUUACUCUUGUAUUAGCGAGAAACCACAUAAUGCCACUACACACUAGCUUAAUGAUGACCAUAAUCCCAUACAAAACCAAUAAAUUCAUUUGCGGAUCGGUAUUUUCAAUUCCUUUCCUCACUAAAU